This is a messenger RNA of Parathielavia appendiculata, 990 nucleotides long. RefSeq lists its product as uncharacterized. The coding region runs from base 217 to 870 and encodes 217 amino acids. Lineage: Eukaryota; Fungi; Ascomycota; Sordariomycetes; Sordariales; Chaetomiaceae. The transcript is spliced from 4 exons. The record is from RefSeq and is a predicted model, not a curated record.
CCCGACUAUGCCGACAAGACCAAGAUCAACAUCGCCGGUCUGCUGCGAAAAUGGAAAGAUACUGCGAGUUCGCUAAGCUAUCGGGAACCUGGCGAGAGGUGAUGCAGAAAGCAAACCGAGCGAUGGCGAUGGAUUUUCUCGAAUAUCUUUGUCAAACAUGCAGGAUCGGGUCGUGGGCUUCGUUCUGGGAGUACUUCCGUCAGUACAAGCAGCUGUAUGCCAGUGCCACGGGCCGCUGUAUGGACAGGUACGACAGUAAAAGAAGUCAAAAAGUGGCACGAUGCCAUUUUGGUCCCGAGGUACGGCCUGCAAGCACCAUGCACCCGUGGAAAGGACGUCGCAAACGCAGAGACCUUGCUGGUCCUGCAGGCGUUCAAUAUCAAGUACGACACCGGCAUCUUCUCUCGAGAGAGGCACCGUAUCCGGUUGUUGGGGUGCUACCUCGGCCUUGCCUUCACCGGGGCCAGGCCGGCCGAGUUUGUGGACGGCGAGAGAAAGAGCGGCAAGGAUGGGUGUCUUGAGGAGCUCUUCCCCCGGCACGCUAUUGGGAGUGUCCCUAGCGACGAAGACAAGGCGCCCGAUGAGCAUUCCAGGCUGCUGGAAGAGAUGAUGUCGCAAGAGUACGAGAGCCGUGGACGCCCAGGGGCGCUCUGUUACGAGGACAUUCAGCUGAUGGUCGUACGCCACCCGGAAACCGGCGAGGACGUCCUAGCUAUGGCCAUCCGGCUUGCGCGCCGCGGAGGGGCGGGCAGCAAGCCGAAGCCGACCAUCUUCUUCUUUACACCCACUAGGAGGUUGAUCUUCAGUCAAGUGUACUCCCUUUCGCUGGAAGGAGGAAUGGCUCAAGCGGCCGGUUUUCCGUCGACUUGACGACUCCAUUGCUGAGAAGGACUCCGAAAAGUCCAGUUCGGAAAACGAAUCAGACAGCUCAACUACCUCAAAGUAUCAACCUCUCCCAUACCAGAAGCUGUUAGACGACAUGACGGGGCA